AUGCUCAGAAUUGGUGCUCAACAAGUCGUUCGUGCGUCUGCACAAGCAAGUUCCAGAAACUAUGCCACUCUUAGAGAAAUUGAAAUGAGAUUGAAGUCUAUCAAGAACAUUGAAAAAAUUACCAAGACUAUGAAGAUUGUUGCAUCUACUAGAUUAGGUAAGGCACAAAAAGUUAUGGGUUCUUCUAGAGUCUACCAAACUUCCGAUUUGGAUUUCUUCAAGACUGCUGAGACUGAAGCACCAGAAGGUUCCGAUAGAACUUUAAUCAUUGCAAUCACUUCCGAUAAGGGUCUAUGUGGUUCCAUCCAUUCUCAAAUGGGUAAGAAGACUAGAGCUGCACUUGCAGAAUAUCCUAAUGCAGAUGUUGUGACCAUUGGUGAUAAACAAAAAGUUCAAGUUUUAAGAAGUAAUGCAGACAAGUUGAUUAUGUCAUUCAAUGGUGUUGGUAAAGAAAGUCCAUCCUUUUAUGAAGCUUCAUUAAUUGUUGAUGAAUUGACCAAGUUAGGUGAUUACGAUAAGGUUGUUGUCUUGUAUAACAAGUUCACAUCAUCUGUUUCCUUUGAACCAUCUGCUGCAAACAUUUUUUCUCAAGCUUCCAUUGAAGCAUCUUCUAAAUUGUCUGUUUUCGAUAUUGAAGAUGACAAUGAAACCACUGCAGUUUUGGCUAAGGUUGCAUUAACCAAUGCUAUUUUUGCAGGUAUGGCUGAAGGUUAUGCCAGUGAAAUUUCCGCUAGAAGAAACGCCAUGGAAAAUGCAUCCAAGAAUGCCGGUGAUAUGAUCAACAAAUACUCCAUCUUAUACAACAGAACCAGACAAGCCGUCAUUACUAACGAAUUGGUUGAUAUUAUUACUGGUGCUUCCUCCUUGAACUAG
Pichia kudriavzevii is the source of this 873-nucleotide messenger RNA. RefSeq lists its product as uncharacterized. Lineage: Eukaryota; Fungi; Ascomycota; Pichiomycetes; Pichiales; Pichiaceae. The record is from RefSeq and is a predicted model, not a curated record. Gene Ontology annotation, molecular function: proton-transporting ATP synthase activity, rotational mechanism. Gene Ontology annotation, biological process: proton motive force-driven ATP synthesis. The coding region runs from base 1 to 873 and encodes 290 amino acids. The transcript has 2 exons.